AUGCCAGCCACGACCUCGAAGACAAAAACGGCGACAAAGCCAUACGACCGGCCUGCUGGGAAGAGCAAGGGCGCGGCACCGGCACAGCCCAAGCAGUCGAGCAGGAAGGGCAAGAAGGCGUGGCGCAAGAAUGUCGACAUUACUGCCGUCGAGGCUGGUCUUGAGGCUGCGCGCGCCGAGGAACGUCUCACUGGCGGAACCGUCGAAACACGCAGCAACGAUGCUCUCUUCACUAUCGACACGGAAGGUGAUGUGGCGAUGACGCAGCAGGUGCGGCGGAAGCGGGAGAAGAAGCCACUGCGUUCCCUCGCAGUCCUGCACGAGCGUAGCGCUGUCCCAUCGCUCACUUCCCGUGCCAAGGCCGCUGUGGCGCCAAAGAAGAUCUCGAGUACGGAGAAGAAGCGGCUGCGGCGUACGGCUCUCAAGGCCGAGGCGGAAGGCCACGGCACUGCAGCUUCGUCGAUGAAGGCAACCGACACGGCCAACCUGCACGAUCCGUGGGUUGCCGAAAAGGUUGCCGGUCUUCCAGGAGGUUGGGGUGAUGAGGGUGUGGUCAAGAUCAAGCCCAAGGCGCCCGAGACGCUCACGCGGCAGCGCGAGAUCCGCCGCGAAGUCGAUGCGACCCAGCUCGACGCCGAGCUCCCACGUGCUGGAGUCAGUUAUAACCCCAGUGCACCGGCGCACGCCGCGCUGCUCGAGGCGGCUAUCGCCGAGGAGAUGAGUCUCCUGGCCGCCGAGGAGCGGGUCGAGGCCGAAGUCGCAGCCCGCGGUGGAGUCGUUGAGGCCCGGCACGGGGUUGACGACUUUGGGGAGAACAUGGUUGGUGGAAUGCGGAUUGGGCGUGGGGAUGAAGAGGAUGAGGAUGAGGAGGAGGAAUCUUCCGACGAGGAAGAUGGAUACAAGCCCAAGCAGACGAAGCGGAAGACACAGGCGCAGCGCAACAAGGCUGCACGCGCAAAGGCACUCCUCGUGGCUGAGCGGGACGAGGCGAUCCGUCGUCGCAUGGAGAGGCACGUUGGCGCGGCCCGUUCCAUGUCGAAGAGCGUCGCCGCUAGGCAGCGCGAGGUGGAGGCGACCACGCAGCAGCGUCGUGCGGCGGCCAAGGCUCGUGAGCGUCUAGGAUACACGGGCGGCGAAAAGAUCGGCAAGCACCGCGUGCAGAAGGGUGCUGUGGCCGUCCAGCUCGGCGAGGACCUUGCUGAGAGCCUGCGCCAGGUCAAGCCUGAGGGCAACCUCUUCAAGGACCGGUUCCAGUCGCUGCAGCGCCGCGCACUUAUCGAGCCCCGCGUGCCUCAGCUCCCGAAGAAACGCAAGAUCAAGGUCAAGGAGUAUGAGAAGUUUGCGUGGAAGCGGUUCGAGUAG
Cutaneotrichosporon cavernicola is the source of this 1362-nucleotide messenger RNA. RefSeq lists its product as uncharacterized. Bases 1 to 1362 code for a protein of 453 amino acids. Gene Ontology annotation, biological process: ribosomal large subunit assembly; rRNA processing. Gene Ontology annotation, molecular function: 5S rRNA binding. The record is from RefSeq and is a predicted model, not a curated record. Lineage: Eukaryota; Fungi; Basidiomycota; Tremellomycetes; Trichosporonales; Trichosporonaceae. Gene Ontology annotation, cellular component: nucleolus. The transcript is spliced from 3 exons.